This is a messenger RNA of Acanthisitta chloris (rifleman), 777 nucleotides long. RefSeq names its product 4-hydroxyphenylpyruvate dioxygenase-like (gene HPDL). The transcript is spliced from 2 exons. The record is from RefSeq and is a predicted model, not a curated record. Gene Ontology annotation, biological process: aromatic amino acid metabolic process. The annotation marks the transcript as partial. Gene Ontology annotation, molecular function: 4-hydroxyphenylpyruvate dioxygenase activity. NCBI's taxonomy places the organism in Eukaryota, Metazoa, Chordata, Aves, Passeriformes, Acanthisittidae.
GAGCUGAGGGAUGACAGCGGUUCCGUCACCUACGGGGUGGUGAGCUCUGUUGUGGGCAACAUCAGCCAUACCCUUUUGGACCGAUCCCGUUAUCGGGGACUCUUCCUGCCUGGCUUUCAGCCCAUCCAAGGAAACCCCUCAGCCAUGGGGGAUGGGAUUGAGAUCACCCACUUUGACCACAUCACAUAUGUCUGCCCCCGGGGCGGUGCCCUGGCGGCUCUGGACUGUGUGCUGGGGGGACAAGGGGUGGGUAUGCUGCUCCUCGCGCUGCAGAGUGCCCAGGGUGCCCCAGCACAUGGAUGUAAGCUCGUCUUCGCCGAGUCCCUCUCACAGGAUGGCACCAACCAAGUUGACACAUUCCUGGAGCAGCAUGGUGGGGCUGGGAUCCAGCACGUCGGCCUCUGCACCACUGAUAUCGUCACCACAACCAGGGCUUUGCAGCAGCAGGGUGUGCAGUUCUUCACACCCCCCACCACCUAUUACAGCCAGGGGGGCAAAGCAGAGGAGAUCCAGGGGGCUGGGCAGGAUCCCAGCAUGUUGGCAGAGCUUGGCAUCCUCCUGGACACCACAGUGCCUGGGGACAAGGGCCAGCUCGGCACUGAUGCCAGAGAGAAAACUUCUCAGGAGUAUUUGAUGCAGAUCUUCACCCAUCCCAUAUUCUCUGAGGAGACCUUCUUCCUGGAGCUCAUUGACCGUCGGGGAGCGCCAGGCUUUGGGGAAGGCAAUAUACGGGCACUGUGGAAAGCUGUGCAGGUCUAUAUGGACCAGCAGCAGUAA